Messenger RNA from Prunus mume (Japanese apricot), 1246 nucleotides. Lineage: Eukaryota; Viridiplantae; Streptophyta; Magnoliopsida; Rosales; Rosaceae. The record is from RefSeq and is a predicted model, not a curated record.
UCUGUCUUCAGUGGAAGGAAAUGAUGAAGCUAUCUUAUCGAGGAGUUUCUAUGGUCUUGCCAAUAACAAGCAUCAAAUGGAAGACGUCUUUCUACUCUUGGAUGGAGGUUCACCAAUAUUUGAAGGUUAUAUAGAGAGAGGGGAAAGAGAUGGUGGUUGAAGAUGUAGUUAUAUUAAAUCGUUAUUGCAUAUGGACGAACGAAGAAGGGAGGACUUAGAAAUGGACUGCUUGGUCAAAGUGUUCGAGAAAGUUGGAAUGGAGUCACUGCUUUUGGAUGUUCCUUUUGUGUGCAAGUCAUGGUACAAGCCGACCCUCAAUCCUUCAUGCUGGCAACUGCUCAUUUUCCCAGACAACAAAUGUAUUGAAGUCUGGCCUUGGGAUGUGUCUGAAUGCCCGGAUUUUCAAAAUCUUAUGGACAGAUUUGCGAGUGAGUAUGAUAUUGAUGGGGAUCGUUGCUCUGUCACCGCUUUUUUAAAGUUUGUGAUCAAUCGGAGCAGUGUAAACGCUACUGUGCUCAAGCUUCCCAAAUGCUGCACAGUAGAAGCCUUUGAAUUUGCUGCAAAUGUGUGUCCUGGCCUUGUGACCUUGAGUUUACCAGGAGAUUUAUUGGACAGCAAACACACGGACGUGAGGCUUAUUGGCGAAAAUACUUGCAAUUAUACAAAAACAUUGCAAGAAUCAAAGGCUCUGUUCAUGGACGUGAGGCAUUGUCAAUUUUGAAGUUGGUGCCUAAUAUCAAGUACUUAAAUUUGAAGGGUGCAAAAGUUAAUUGGGAUGGUCUUGUAACGUUGCUGCUCGGAUGCAAAGAUCUGGUGAUGUUGGACGCCAGAGAUUGUUCUAGUUUCGAUGAGAACGACGAUGAAAUAUCAAAGCUUGCGUAUCGUAUUAGUAAAUUUAUGUGCGAGGGUUCUGAAUUUCCUGAAUUUCUUCGUGGUAAGGACAAUUUUGUUCUUCCUGUUGAUGGAUACUCAUUUCAUUUGCAUGUGGAUGAGACGUGGGAUGAAAUGCUCAAUGAUUUGCGCGAUGCGUUCAAUGAUUUGGGCGACGAGGAAUGAAGAACUAUUUGAUUGUACUAAGUGAUAUCUCAUGUUUUUUUAUAUUUACAACACUAAUGAGCAAUUAUGUGUGUCGAGUGUGGUGUGGUGUGGUGUUCAUCUUGUGUUUUUGGACAUUGUUACUCUAACGAGGGCUUGUUAUAAGUUCCUAUCUUGAUUUCAUUAUAAGAUGUUUGCUUAAUUUGGAAAA